CCCCCGCACAAAAAGCGCUCGUCCCGAUCUCAUCUCCGAUCUCCCUGCCGCCGACUCUUCCUAGCCGCUGCCCACGUACGAACUCGUUCGGUGCCGCCGCCGCCGUACGAGGGGAGACACCGCUGCCGCGUCUCCAGGGCAGGACGGCUUGAAUUCCUAUCACCGGGAUCGCCCCCGCCGAACUCCGGGCCAUGGCGAGAUCCAGCAGGCCGUGGCGGCGAUCAGCACCGGGACAGGACCAGGAGGCCGCCGGCGUCUCCCUGAUCCGUGACCCCGAUGCCAUGGAGCUGCUCGUCAAGGUUCGACGCGCGGUUGCUGCUGGAGCGGCUGCGCAACAAGAGGCUGAUCUUCGUGGGGGACUCCUGAACCAGAACCAGUGGGAGUCGACGGUGUGCCUGGUGUCGUCGGCGAUCCCGUCGCGCGACCAAAAGUCCCUGGCCAAGCUCGUGGGGCCCAACGGCUCUCUCAACGUGUUCACCGCAGCGGAGUACAACGCGACGGUGGAGUUCUACUGGGCGCCGUUCCUGGUGAGCUCCAACUCGGACGACCCCCAGGCGCACAGCGUGGUGGACCGCGUCAUCGCCUGGCUGUCCAUCGCCAAGCACACCCGGCACUGGCGCGCCGCCCACUUCCUCAUCUUCAACACCUACAUCUGGUGGCUCAACAACUUCGAGAUGAAAGUGUUGAAGAAUCCUCGGGCGUUGCCGGACAAGUACACGCUGGUGGAUCGGCCGGUGGCGUACAAGGAGGUGCUCAAGACGUGGGCAAAUUGGGUGGACCGCGGCGGAGGAGACGAGAGAAGGCCACCGUAGAAGACCGCAGGCGGAGGAGAGGAGACGCGGGUGAGGUAAGAGGAGUCAAAUCCCCAUCCCGCGCCUCCCCACACGCCGCCGACCCACCCGCGGCAUUCUUUCCGGUGUGCCAGGGGAAACAACAGCAAGAUGGUGGUGCGGGUCUUCGGGUAUGGGUCCCUGAUCUGGAACCUCGGCUUCGAUUUCGACGAGAAGAUCCUGGGAUUCAUCAAGGGCUGCAAGCGAACGUUUAAUCUCGGCACCUAGAGUCGCGCGGCGACGUCACCGUCCUCCUCUUCCACAUCGUCCUCGGCUGCAAGUUCAUCGCCUCUCAACGAGACCGGCAAAGCCAAGCUCAUCGGCCUCUCAGUUCAGAGCAACGUCCAGGCAAGCCGUUCGUCCUGUUUCCUCUCUUCAUCACAGUUGCUCUUCCGUGAGAAUGGUGCUAUGAUGAUGAUUGCCUAUUUGCUUUGGUGUGGGUUCAUCGGGUGGAGGAGCAGAAGAAGCUAGACGUGCCCUCCGAUGAGGUGUUGGUCAAUGCCCCUGUCAGCAGCGGCCGCAUCUGUGUUCUUGUGUCCGAGGAGGACGAGGAGGCUUCAUUCGCGGACCGGAAGCACCGUGGGAAGUGUGUAAAAAACUUCCACUAUAUAUGCUCUGCUCACAAACUUGAUAUGGUUGAGCAAUUUUACUUCUGUUGUUUCUGAUGAAAUGUGUGGCUCAUCAGAGCUAUUCCACAAUUUUGUCCCCACUUGUACCUUUUUGCACUUUAUAUCUGUAGCUUCUUUCAAUUUUUUAAGACAUUGUUUUUUGUUUUUUAAGUCUUCACGUGUGCAAAAUUACUUCUGUGGUGAGCCGACAUCUGGUUAGCUUGACGAGUACUUCCUGACGGCUGAUGUCCUGGAGAACUAUGGACUUAUGUAGAAGAAAAAAACUAGAGUAUCUUCGGGCUAUAUCCCUGUUUGAUCUAUAAAUGUUCGGCAAAAUCACUUUUCUUAUCAAAACAUGUGGACAUUUGCUUAUAAGAUCACAGUUUUAGUACUCUCCUUGAGGGUGAUUUA
Molecule: messenger RNA, 1849 nt
Organism: Triticum aestivum (bread wheat)
Lineage: Eukaryota; Viridiplantae; Streptophyta; Magnoliopsida; Poales; Poaceae
Product: protein ESKIMO 1
Exons: 6
Coding region: 192-812 (206 amino acids)
Cellular component (GO): Golgi apparatus
Molecular function (GO): O-acetyltransferase activity
Source: RefSeq, a predicted model, not a curated record